AUGUACCUUUUUGCCGUGCGCAAGUCGCUGACAGUGGUCGGGCCGGUGUGGCUCUCGAGCGCGUUCGAGCAGCUUGGCAUCAUCUAUGAGCAGGACCCGCACUCGAACGCGGAGACGAGCUACGCCGUGGGCGCCUCAGAGCCGCUCGUGCUCGACGCGUUUGCGAUCGGCCGCCUCUGCUCGGGCGAGAUCCGCACCUGGGACGACGACUACCUCGUCUCGCUCAACCCGUGGCUCGUCGGCGUGGGUACCGUCCCGAUCGUGCUGCAGGCGGAGCCCUCGACGUCGGACACCAUGGCCGCGCUGCGGGACAAGCUGCAGGCACUCCGGCAGCGGGCGGAGCUACUGGCAGGAAUUCUGAGUCACCAUCGUCGGGACAUGCUGCAGGCGCUAUGA
Messenger RNA from Emiliania huxleyi CCMP1516, 396 nucleotides. RefSeq lists its product as hypothetical. The transcript has 2 exons. The record is from RefSeq and is a predicted model, not a curated record. Lineage: Eukaryota; Haptophyta; Isochrysidales; Noelaerhabdaceae. Bases 1 to 396 code for a protein of 131 amino acids.